Molecule: messenger RNA, 1197 nt
Organism: Stegodyphus dumicola
Lineage: Eukaryota; Metazoa; Arthropoda; Arachnida; Araneae; Eresidae
Molecular function (GO): protein binding
Source: RefSeq, a predicted model, not a curated record
AAGAUAAUGUUUCCAAGAAACAAUUUAUCAUUUUUAAGAAUAUGUUAUCUCUAAUAAUGAUAUCACAGAGAUGCAGUUUUAUAUAAAUGCGUUUUUGUCAAAGGGAAUUAUUUUGAACAAAACCAUGAGAGUUUUCUUCACUGCAAUUUGGCUGCUGUUUACUCUGAACAGGGUAUCAGCAAGAUCUAGUUGUCCCGAUCGCAAGUAUAUCUACCCUUGCACAUGUGUAAAUGUGGGUCAAGGAAAGAGGAAUUGGACGAUAGUUAUCUGUGCUCGUUUGAGAGAUACGGACUCGUUAAACGACAUCCUGGAUAGUUUAAAAGGUUUAAAUAUGGACAAGUUUUUGCUGUAUGAUUCAUUCUGGGAUGCUCAUGAACGUGGAGACGAGGAAAAACAGAAGUUACCCAACAACUGGCUAACUAACUUACGAGCAAAGGAAAUGGAAAUUGUAGAUACCAAACUCUCUUCAUGCUUUGCAUGUGAGUCUACCUUUAGCUGUAGAAAUAGUGUCACAACUAGAUUCUCUGUCGUAAAUGGCACAUCAGCAUCCGAAAUCUGCACCUUGUGUGAUUCUGGUCGCGGAGAUAAAUAUCCCUGGACAAACUGUAUGUCGAAACUGGAACAAUUCGAUUUCACCUACGGGAAGCUUUCUACUCUGAAAGAAGCUUUUUUCCCCAAACCAAUGCUAGCACUUCGUGUAUUGAAUCUCACGUAUAAUCAAAUUCGCCUCAUAGAAAGAAGAGCGCUGUCUAAACUUCCCAAACUGGAGUUCCUUGACUUGAGCCAUAAUUUCAUACAGCACAUCAGCCAGAUGUUUGAAACCGACGUAGGCACUUUGAAGUUUAUAGAUUUGAGCUGGAACUUCAUCAAAGAGAUUGGUCCUACCUUUUCUCAACGUGUACCCAAAUUAGUUCAUUUAAACUUAGACAACAAUUAUUUCGAAUAUCUUGUAACCAAAGAUUGGGAAAAGGCACCAUCAACCAUUCGACGCAUUUAUAUCAGAGAUAAUCCGAUCAUUUGCAACUGCAGUCUACGUUUUAUCAACGAGACUUUCACAAGUAAGGUAAAAUUUAUGGGCAAUUGCAAAAAUGCACACGACAAGCUUUUGGUUAAUCUCCGCCAGAAGUCAAAAUAUUUUGCGGAAAAAUGUAAUGAUAAGAAUGAAUUAAUAAAAGUUUAGCUAUUUUUAUCAUUUCA